AGGACAGAUUGCAGGAAACACAGUGCCGCAUAUUGUGAUGUUAUGAUAGAUAGGUUUUUACUCUGUUUAUCUUUUUUUAAAGGCAUUUCGCGGUGCUUGUAAACUGAGCGACGUCGGUACAGGUGGUUAUAAACCACGCCGAGACGAUGUGACAGCACAGUAGCGACAGACAGCAGUUGUUAGCUAUCGUUAGCAAGGUGUCAGAUGCUACCAGAGUUAGCUAACGGAUGGUAUGCGAUUACCGGCAGCUAGUAGAAAAAGUUGUUUUGGAGACGCUUUUUUGGGAGAGUAGCGAAAGUCUGAUCAGCUGUUGAACGUUAAUAUUAAUAUAUAAGUGUAACUGAGCAGGACACCCAGCCGGUGAAGUCCGAUGUGUAUAUAUCCGUUAGCAACCUUGCAUGGUUGAAAUUCAAGCUAGCAAGAGAACGUUAGCUUAGCCGCUACAUAAACGACAACAUCUACCAAACUGGACAAAACUUUGGAUUUAGUCGGAUUUAAAUCGGGCUCGGCAGGUUCGCUGACCCCUCAGAAGAAGAUGAAGAAGAGGAAGGAGUUGAACGCCCUGAUCGGACUCGGGGACAGCAAGAGGAAGAAGACUAAAAAGGGCUCUGGUCACCGACUUCUCCGAACCGAGCCGCCGGACUCGGAGUCCGACUCGAGCUCGGACGGAGACGAGUUCAACAGCCUGAGCAGCGGAGCUAACUUUGGGAAAAGAAGCUACACACAGUGCUGCAAUGUGUGCUACCCCCUGUUUCUGUUCAUCAUACUAGCUGCCUGCGUCAUGGCCUGUGCUGGACUCAUAUGGAUGCAGAUUGCUCUGAAAGAAGAUCUAGAUGCACUGAAAGAAAAGCUGCACAGCAUGGAAUCCAGCCAGAAGGCAUCAUCAAGUGAAAUACCAAAACUAAAUGAGGACCUGAAAAAUAAGGAGAGAAAGCUUGAAGACCUUGAAAAUGGGGACAAGGGGUUGAGCAAGCUUUGGUCUAACCUCACAGAAAUUAAUCAUAAGAUCAGUCUGUUGGACUCUGCUGUAAACCAUUUAAAGGCUAACUUGAAAUCAGCUGCUGAUUUAAUUAGCCUUCCCACCACAGUUGAAGAGCUCCAAAAGAGUGUUGCAACAAUUGGCAGCACACUAACAAGUGUACAGCACGAUGUAAAGACUAUGCAGGCUGCUCUCGAAAAUCAGAAGAAAGACGACGACUUAAAGAAGACAAUGGACUUAACGGACCUGAGAAAAGCUGUGAGUGAAGCUAACAAAACGGAGGAGCUGCACGAAAGGCAGGCUGAAGAGCAGAUCCACAUCCUCCUCUCUACGGUUGCAGAUCUUCAGCAGAGAGUGUUGUCAUUGGAGAACGGGUCAAAGCAAAGUUCAAAAGAAAACGACGAAGCAGCUCAACUGCCGAUCACUGAUGAAAGUCCAGCAAUCGAGGUGGUGAAUGAAGCUGCAACAACCAAAGCAACACCUGAGGAUAUGCAAGGGACAGAGCCUCAGACAAGCAGACGUCCACGUUUCUCAACUCUAAAUCGCUCUAAGAGGAAUGCUGCAACAAGAUGUCCAAAGAGUGUGAUCCUGCCAGGCGUCAGUUCUCAAAAAGAUUUGGAAGACAUCCUCCAGCAGGCAGGCGUUGGACCGGAUUCUCGCGGACUGACCCAUCACGGCCUGAGUAAAGUAUUUGGAAGAUCCACGCCCAGAGCUCGUACCAUGGAGUGUUUCGAUGGUGACAGGGACCGGAGGUACUCCCUGCUGGAGCUGAGAGCUGCUGUAGGCUUAUGAGCACAUUAUCACUGACAGCAGUGAACAGUAUUGGAAAACCCAGCGGGGUCUGGGGGUUCGGAGAUCCCGACCCUUUUCUGUAAUUGCUGCACUUUUGUGAACUGAAUAUUUAUCAUACUGAUUGUGGAACAAUGGCGCUGGCAUGCCCCCUACUCACCUCCCCUCCCCAUUCCAACACAACUUCUUCACAGAAUAUGAGCUUAAAUUUUAAAGUUAAUCCAUCUUGAGUAUGCAAAAUAUUUAGCUGUUAUUUUAGCAAAAUCCAUGGUAAGUCCGAAAUAAACUGUGGAAAUAAUUGUACAUCAUUUUGACCCCCAUUUUCCACCCUUAGUUAUCAAACCCACUGUUUCCUGCACCUAUGUAUUUGUUUAUUUUGGUCAUUCAUUCUGUCUCCUUUUGAUGUCAUUUUUUUGUGUAUCAAGCUUCUCUGGAGGCUGUAAUUGUCAUUGCAGAUGUCUUCACCCAUCAACACGAGCACCUGGUACACCUCACCUGAACCUUAUUUAUAAUACCUGAGAUAGAAUUUUAUGAAUGUUUACAAAUGACUACUAGAAACAGUCUUUUGAGUCUUUUGUUUGGUUUUUAGACAGAUUCCUAACUUUACUGAAACACAGUUGGGCAUAGAGUGUGAGGACUUGUUUUCGCUCUUUUCUCAGUUAAACAAAGUUUCAGAUUUAUUUCUGUUUAGUUUUUUUCUUCCCCUCAUUUAUCUUCAGCUGUACAUUUCUGUAUUUUUGCUUGUUAUUUUUUGCAGUUUUCAGUUCUACAAGUUUCGAAGGGCUAUGAACACUUUGAAUCAUUCAGAAAGUUUUGAAGUGGUAACUCGUGAGGCAUAUGUAGCAAUAACAAAAUGACAUAGAUAUUGCUUGUUUAAAGUUGCAGUAGACAGACAGGUGGCACACCUUGCUCACAAUGUGUAACAGGUAGUAUAAGAAGCACUGACAUCACUCUUUACUUGAUUCAUUUUAUUCCAUUUUUAUGGGCCUAAUAAUGAUGUAUUUACAUAACUUGUAUUCUGUAAAAAUGGUUUAAAUGUACUCAAUAAAUUAUCUUGUGAAAGGGGGUCAGGUUGGUAAAAUUUACUUUACAGUCUUAAUCUCAACAUUGUGCUUUUUUAAAAAUAAUUCUGUUGUGUUUUGCAUGUUGCUUUUAAUGUAACAUGAACCAAUUAUUUAUAAACUUAACAUAGUUGACUCCUUGUUUUUUGCAGGACAAUGGUUAGUUGAGCUCAACAUGUAACAGCUUUGGCCAUCAUGAUGUAAGAUUUUUUGGAUCCAUGCUGCUACUGUACAUGGGGGAGAUUUUAUGAAUGUUUUUUUGUGCGAGCACCAAUGAAUAAACACACAGUUAAAGGUU
Molecule: messenger RNA, 3127 nt
Organism: Acanthopagrus latus (yellowfin seabream)
Lineage: Eukaryota; Metazoa; Chordata; Actinopteri; Spariformes; Sparidae
Gene: efcab14
Product: EF-hand calcium binding domain 14
Exons: 9
Coding region: 536-1771 (411 amino acids)
Source: RefSeq, a predicted model, not a curated record